GGCCCUCACAGCCCUGCCUUUAGCUCUGCCUCUUCACUUUUGCUUGCAUUCACCCUCGGUGGGGUUCACUCUCUCUUCCCACUCCUCUGGUGCUUUGGAACAUUGCCCCAGCCACCCCUUUCUUGAAAGCUGAUUGCCGCCACCUUCCCUCCAGGGCACACCAUGUCUCUGCCAUUUUAUCAGAAGCCCCUCCAGCACUAUGACCUCAGCUACCGCAACAGGGACCUGCGCUCCACCAUGAGCCAGUACCAGCAGGAGAAGAAGCGCUCAGCCAUCUACACGCACGGCUCCGCGGCCUACAGCAGCCGCUCGUCGGCAGCGCACCGCCAGGAGUCGGAGGCCCUCAGCCAGGCGGCCCUCUCCUCUUUUCAGCAGCAGCAGCAGGCCUACAGUCUCGGAAUGUCACAGUACUCCCUCGGGUCUGAAGUCACCCGCAAGGCAGCCUCGGCCUACGAUUAUGGCUUCUCCCAUGGACUCACCAAUUCCAGUUUGCUGCUGUCAGAAGAUUAUUCGUCCACAUUGAGCCCCAAGACAAAGAGAGCCAAGCAGAGUCUUCUGUCUAGAGAGGAGAAGGAAAACAUGCCUGGAGACUACAUGGUGCCCAUCUUCUCUGGACGUCAAAUGCAUGUCAGUGGAAUCACAGACACAGAAGAGGAAAGAAUUAAAGAGGCCGCUGCUUACAUAGCCCAGAGGAACCUGCUUGCUAGUGAGGAAGGAAUCACGGCCUCCAAACAGUCUGCAGCCUCCAGGCACUCCACAGUCUCCAAACAGGCCACAGCCACCCUUCAUCAGGAGGAAACUUUGGAAAAGAAGUCAAGGAAAGUUGCAAUUCGAGAAAAAGCAGAACAGCUGUCAUUGAGGAAAACACUGGAAGAAACCCAAGCAUAUCAUGGCAAGCUGAAUGAAGACCAUCUUCUUCAUGCUCCAGAGUUCAUCAUUAAACCUCGUUCACACACAGUUUGGGAGAAGGAGAACGUAAUUCUGCACUGCUCUGUCGCAGGCUGGCCAGAGCCUCGCCUCACGUGGUAUAAAAACCAGGUACCAAUAAAUAUCCAUGAAAACUCUGGAAAGUACAUAAUUGGAAGUAGAUAUGGAAUGCACACGCUGGAGAUUACCACAUGUGACUUUGAAGACACAGCUCAGUACCGGGCCUCGGCCAUGAACGUUAAAGGAGAGGUCUCAGCAUAUGCGUCAGUUGUGGUAAAGAGAUAUAAGGGAGAAUUUGAUGACGUUCACUUCCAUGCAAGGGCUUCCACCAUGCCCCUCAGCUUUGCUGUGACCCCUUAUGGUUAUGCAUCCAAGUUUGAGAUCCACUUUGAUGACAAGUUUGAUGUGUCCUUUGGGAGAGAAGGAGAGACAAUGAGCCUGGGCUGUCGUGUGGUGGUCACUCCUGAGAUUAAACAUUUCCAGCCUGAGGUGCAGUGGUACAGAAAUGGAGCUCCCAUUUCUCCAUCAAAAUGGGUGCAAGCUCUGUGGAGUGGAGAUCGAGCAACACUGACGUUUUCCCAUCUCAACAAAGAAGACGAAGGCCUCUACACAAUCCGUGUACGAAUGGGAGAAUACUACGAACAAUACAGUGCUUAUGUCUUUGUGCGAGAUGCUGACGCUGAGAUUGAAGGAGCCCCCGCCGCCCCCUUGGAUGUGGCGGCGCUGGAUGCCAACAAGGAUUACAUCAUCAUCUCCUGGAAGCAGCCAGCAGUGGACGGAGGGAGCCCAAUCCUGGGCUAUUUUAUCGAUAAGUGUGAAGUGGGCACAGACAGCUGGUCUCAAUGCAAUGACACGCCUGUGAAGUUCGCUCGGUUUCCAGUCACCGGCCUGAUAGAAGGUCGUUCCUACAUCUUCCGGGUUAGAGCGGUGAAUAAUACUGGAGUAAGCUUGCCAUCUCGAGUUUCUGAGCCCGUGGCUGCCCUGGAUCCUGCUGAGAAAGCAAGACUUAAAGCUCGCCCUUCAGCACCCUGGACUGGACAGAUCAUCGUCACUGAAGAGGAACCAACAGAGGGCAUUGUUCCUGGUCCACCCACAGACCUCUCUGUCACUGAAGCCACCCGUAGCUAUGUGGUGCUAAGCUGGAAACCCCCUGGCCAGCGAGGCCACGAGGGCAUUAUGUACUUUGUGGAAAAGUGUGACGCGGGAACAGAAAACUGGCAGCGCGUGAACACGGAGCUCCCCGUGAAGUCUCCACGCUUUGCCCUGUUUGACUUGGCAGAGGGGAAAUCCUACCGCUUCCGGGUCCGUUGUUCAAAUUCAGCAGGAGUCGGUGAGCCCUCGGAGGCAACGGAAGUGACCGUGGUUGGGGACAAACUUGAUAUCCCCAAGGCUCCUGGCAAAAUCAUCCCAAGUAGAAACACAGAUACCUCAGUGGUGGUUUCCUGGGAGGAGUCCAAAGAUGCCAAAGAGCUGGUCGGGUACUACAUCGAGGCAAGCGUUGUUGGCUCUGGCAAGUGGGAGCCAUGCAACAACAACCCCGUGAAGGGCUCACGGUUUACUUGUCACGGAUUAGUAACUGGCCAGAGUUACAUUUUCCGGGUCCGAGCAGUGAACGCGGCCGGCCUUAGUGACUAUUCCCAGGACUCAGAAGCUAUUGAAGUCAAAGCUGCCAUUGGGGGUGCAGUGUCUCCAGACGUGUGGCCUCAACUGAGUGAUGCUCCUGGUGGACUAACAGACUCCAGGGGGGGCGUGCAUGGAGCCUCCCCGCCAACCUUUCAGAAUGCUGCUUUGCUCAGUAGCAAACCUAACAACCUUUCACCACCCAGUAGCCCUCCCAGCGGGGGCCAAACAGAAGUGAGUACAGUAACAGAAGUGAGUGCAGUAAGCCAGUCAGUUCAGGAAGAGCCCUCCCCGCCAUCCCAGAAGGCUGCUCCCAAAGAGCAAAGCAAACCCGACCCCCCGAGAAAGAAGAACGAGCCAGUAGCGGCACCAUCUCCACCCCAUGACAUCACUUGUAUUGAAAGUUUUCGUGACUCAAUGGUUCUUGGAUGGCAGCAACCGGAUAAGACGGGAGGGGCUGAGAUUACUGGCUAUUACGUGAACUAUCGUGAGGUCAUUGGUGGGGUGCCAGGAAAAUGGAGAGAAGCCAACGUCAAGGCUGUCAGCGAAGCAGCGUACAAGAUCAGCAACUUGAAGGAGAACAUGGUAUACCAGUUCCAAGUGGCAGCCAUGAACAUCGCAGGGUUGGGAGCGCCCUCCGCAGUAAGCGAAUGCUUCAAGUGCGAGGAGUGGACCAUUGCCAUCCCAGGACCACCACAUAGUCUGAAGUACAGUGAAGUCCGGAAGAAUUCCCUGGUUCUCCAGUGGAAACCCCCACUCCACUCAGGCCGGACUCCGGUCACCGGUUACUUUGUGGACAUGAAGGAGGCCAGUGCCAAAGAUGACCAAUGGCGAGGACUCAACAAGGCGGCCAUCACAAACACGUACCUGAAGGUGCGAGGCCUCCAAGAGGGUGACAGCUACGUGUUCCGUGUCCGCGCCAUCAACCAGGUGGGUGUUGGCAAGCCCUCUGAGCUCGCCGGCCCUGUCGUGGCAGAAACUCGCCCAGGAACCAAAGAGGUUGUUGUCAACGUGGAUGAUGAUGGAGUCAUUUCAUUGAACUUUGAAUGUGAUCAAAUGACCCCAAAGUCAGAAUUCAUCUGGUCCAAAGAUUACGUGCCUACCGAGGACUCUGCGCGAGUAGAAGUCGAAAGCAAAGGCAAUAAGACAAAAAUGACCUUCAAAGACCUCGGGACGGAGGACUUGGGCAUUUACUCUUGUGACGUAACAGAUACUGACGGAAUAGCAUCAAGCUACGUGAUAGAUGCAGAAGAAAUGAAACGUUUACUCGCACUCAGCCAGGAGCACAAGUUCCCAACUGUCCCAAUUAAAUCAGAGUUGGCUGUUGAAAUUUUGGAGAAAGGCCAGGUCCGGUUUUGGAUGCAGGUGGAGAAGCUGUCUGGAAAUGCCAAAGUCAACUACAUAUUUAAUGAAAAGGAAAUUUUUGAAGGCCCAAAAUACAAGAUGCAUCUUGACCGAAACACAGGCAUAAUUGAGAUGUUCAUGGAGAAGUUACAGGACGAGGAUGAGGGAACGUACACUUUCCAGAUUCAGGAUGGAAAAGCGAACGGCCAUUCUACGCUUGUGCUCAUCGGAGAUGUUUAUAAGAAACUCCAGAAAGAAGCUGAAUUCCAGAGGCAAGAAUGGAUCAGGAAACAAGGCCCACAUUUUGCUGAAUAUUUGAGCUGGGAAGUGACUGGUGAAUGUAAUGUGCUGCUGAAAUGCAAGGUGGCCAACAUUAAGAAGGAGACUCAUAUCGUGUGGUACAAAGACGAAAGGGAGAUCUCAGUAGACGAGAAACAUGACUUUAAGGAUGGCAUCUGCACCCUGCUCAUCACAGAAUUUUCCAAGAAAGAUGCUGGAUUCUAUGAGGUGAUCCUGAAAGAUGACCGAGGAAAAGAUAAGAGCCGGCUGAAGCUCGUGGAUGAAGCCUUCAAAGAACUCAUGACUGAAGUAUGCAGGAAAAUCGCCUUGUCUGCCACAGAUCUGAAAAUCCAGAGCACAGCUGAGGGCAUCCGGCUGUAUUCUUUUGUGACUUACUACCUAGAUGAUCUGAAAGUUAACUGGUCCCACAAUGGGACUGGUAUUAAGUACACAGACAGAGUUAAGAGCGGGGUCACCGGGGAGCAGAUCUGGCUACAAAUCAACGAACCCACUCCGAAUGACAAAGGGAAAUACGUCAUGGAGCUGUUUGACGGCCAGACUGGACACCAAAAGACAGUGGAUCUUUCUGGACAAGCAUACGAUGAGGCCUUUGCGGAAUUCCAGAGAUUAAAACAAGCUGCCAUUGCGGAGAAAAAUCGUGCCCGGGUGGUGGGCGGUCUCCCAGAUGUUGUCACCAUCCAGGAGGGCAAGGCGCUUAACCUCACGUGCAACGUGUGGGGUGACCCGACCCCGGAGGUGUCCUGGCUAAAGAACGAGAAGGCCCUGGACUCCGACGACCACUGCAGCCUCAAGUUCGAGGCCGGGAAGAUUGCGUACUUCACCAUCAUGGGCGUGAGCGCUGCAGAUUCGGGCAAGUACGGGCUGGUGGUGAAGAACAAAUACGGCUCCGAGACCAGCGACUUCACCGUCAGCGUGUUCAUCCCCGAGGAGGAGGCCCGGAAGGGCGCAGCGGAGCCCCAGAAGGGCAACCACAAGUCCAAGUGAGCCGAGAGCGCCCCGAGCUGCGGGGAGACCCCAAGAGCAGCUGAACCGAAGCCUGUCUAUCUAUAUAUAUAUGCAGCACGAACCAGGGACACUUUGUUUUUCUUUAUCUACAGUUCAUAGACUACAAAUGUUAGGAAAUGGUUUCAAGGAAAGGGCCAGAAAAGUGUUGGUGGGAUGUUGGAUGAUGGUCAGAGAGCAGAAGAACGUGUUGUGGGACAAGAGUCUGGAGUGGGUGAGGUCUUACCAGGAAAGCCUCCUGUACCGUGUCUGCAUUUGGCCUCCUAUCUAAAUGGAGACGAGCUGUGAAGGCCACCUGCGUGGUGACCAUAGUGACGUGCGUUUCUGGUGGCAGUCUGGCGAUGUGGCACCUCUCUUGUGUGAAUAAACAGUCUCCCAUGCUUCCUCUUC
Molecule: messenger RNA, 5583 nt
Organism: Jaculus jaculus (lesser Egyptian jerboa)
Lineage: Eukaryota; Metazoa; Chordata; Mammalia; Rodentia; Dipodidae
Gene: Myom1
Product: myomesin 1
Exons: 38
Coding region: 163-5175 (1670 amino acids)
Molecular function (GO): protein binding
Source: RefSeq, a predicted model, not a curated record